UCUUCUUUCCACCACACUGCUCGUUUAGUUCUGCUGUUUAUGACGAUGACGGCCUGCCAAGAGGCACACGGACUUUAGGAUGAACGUUGUGACGUGUCUCUCUCUUCUGCUGAGCUGCUGGACUCUCAUCGACCUGCAUCCCGUCCUCGGGUCGCUCAGCCGGACCAGACCGACCGAGCAGCACCACCACCACCCCCCACACUCCCACCGGCUCGGAGAGGCAAAAGGGCGCACGGCAGGCGGCGAGGAAAGAGAGCAAGCGCACGGAAGACCCGCGAGCAGGUUACCGGCCACUGCCCCCGGGACGUGGAAACCGUCCCCGGUGAACCCGGCGAGGAUUACGCGCAUCCGCGCGGAGCCUCCGUUAAUCAAAGUCGAGAAGACGGUUAAUAAAAACAAACCCGCUGCGUCCUCCGCGCAAGCGGAUCGGGCACAACAGCUGCUGCAGCCGCGGGACGGAUCGGCCAGCUUAGUGCACGGGGAGGCCGUGCGCUCCUGGCUGCCCGGCGGACACGCUCAAAUCAAAGCGCACGCUCCCGCUGGUUUUAGCGCACAUGGAGCGGGGAAGGGAGUCGUCGCUGCGGCCGCUGGGGUCGCAGGAGCUGUCUCGCCGGGGAAGAAGCUGGGGAAAGGUGCUUCCAGUUCCAGUGCAGCUGCUCCAGUGCGCACGGCGCCUCCCCAGAGAUCCAUCCGUGCGCAGCACGCGGGUCCGGCGGCGCAGCGGGGAGUCAGCGGAAAGGCCCCCAAAGGGAGCGACCGGGAGGCGCCUCAGAGACAGCCGCUGGUCGUUCCUCAUGACUACAUGCUGUCGCUGUACUGGUCUCUGUCCCGCGGGGACAUGAACAGCAGCGCCCUGCACGACGCGGGUCUGGCCAACACCAUCACGAGCUUCGUGGAUAAAGGACAAGACGAGCGAGGGCCUCAGCUCAGGCGGCAGAGGUACCUCUUCAACGUCAGCUCCCUGGAGCGAGACGGGCUCCUGGGGGCCGAGCUGCGCAUCCUGAGGAGGCGCCAGUCUGACCCCCGCAGGGCCUCGUUGGGGGCCCCAUGCCUGAAGCUGUACACCUGCGCUUCGGGUAAGCAGCCGGCCGCUCCUCUGCAGACGAAGACCGCCGAGGAUCUGCUCAACUGGGAAGUGUUCGACGUGUGGAAAGUCUUCAAGGGCCUCAGAAACCUGCAGAGGCAGCGCUCCCAGCAGCUCUGCUUCGAGCUGGAGGCCCUGGAGCAGCGAGGCGGUCGCCCCGUGGAUCUGCGCGCUCUGGGCUUCGCCCGGCCCGGCAGGACCAACAAGGAGAAGGCCUUCUUCCUGGCCUUUGGCAGGAGUGAAAAGCGCGACCUCUUCUACAACGAGAUCAAGGCGCGGUCGGGCCACGACAACAAAACCGUCUACGAGUACCUCUUCACGCAGCGGCGGACUCGGCGGGCUCCCGCGGCGAGGGCGGUGAAGAAAUCGCCGCCGCCUCCACCGCCGCCGCCACAGCACCAGGUGGUGAAGAUGCAGACGAGGCCGCGCUGUCACCGGAGGCGCCUCCACGUGAACUUCAAGGAGAUGGGCUGGGAUGACUGGAUCAUUGCGCCGCUGGAGUACGAGGCCUUCCACUGCGACGGCGUCUGCGACUUCCCCAUCCGCUCGCACCUGGAGCCCACCAACCACGCCAUCAUACAGACCCUGAUGAACUCCAUGGACCCGGAGUCGACGCCGCCCACCUGCUGUGUGCCGACCCGACUCAGCCCGAUCAGCAUCCUCUACAUCGACUCGGCCAACAACGUGGUGUACAAGCAGUACGAGGACAUGGUGGUGGAGUCCUGUGGCUGCAGGUAGCAAAGGAAGGCGCGGCAAGACAUUUCCAGCCCUGUAUACCUCCGAGGGGGGGGGGGAGACGGACAUCACGAAGGCCGACUGUGAAACAGCCGCUGCUCCUCACACUCGAGUGGACCGCAUACCAAAGAGCGGUCGACGACGUUGAAGACUAAACAGAGCGAUGCUCUUUGAGAGCCACUUCAGUGAGAUGCCAAAUAAAACCAGAGGACGCUUCUGGAUCAAAGUUGUGAUCUGAUAUUAUUAUACUCAGAACAGAUUGUAACUGCUUAUGUUUGCACUCAUCAGAUUUAUAUCUGUGUUCUGAUUGGUGUAAAAAGUUUGCGUGUAACAGAAAAUGAUGUUGAAGCGUACUAUAUAUAAAAAAAUAUAUGUAGAUGUAUACUCAAAAAUGCCCUUUCCUCCAGCACUAAUCUGCCAUUGCGCACUGCCAUUAAGAUGCAACAAAGAAGAGUCAUUUGAGUCUUAUCCGAGACUUUUUUUAAGAAGCAUGCGAAGAAUUUUUGAUGUAUAAAUACAAGCCAGUGAUGGAGUGCAAAUCUGACCUGCUCCAAAUGUGGGAAAGUUGCAUAAACUACUAAAAAAUGUGUAAUUGUCUGAACUCCAAACUCCUAUCAGUCGGAACCCUCUGCCCCCCAGACUCCGUAGACUAAACUAUUGAAGGAAUUCACAAGAUGAUCAAAUGCCAAAGCAGAAUUCAACCCGACAGUUACCGUUUGCUUUGAAGGGUUUUGAGGUCACUUUUUCAAACUGCGGUGAGAUGGUGGUGAGUUCUAAGAAGCACUAAGAAGUUAGGUGACGGAUAUCAAGAAAGGGUAAUAAAAGCAGCUUUUCCGCUCUUAAAUCCCGCUUGUUGAAUCAAAAACAUUCCAAGUCGCGUAGGCUUGAUGUUCUUGUUUUGUUUUGAAUACCAGUGAACGUGCUAUUCUUAAAAAUAAACAAAAAAUACAUUUUAAAAGCAGCAAUCAAGCACUAGGAAUGCGAUCACAAGGAUCCCGUGGAGCAAAGGCACGCAAAACAUAAACUUUCAAUUCAUAAUAUGUAAAAACAGAACCAAGAGAAACCAAAUGUAAUUUCUCAACAUCGUCAGUAAACAAGUCUUCUGCUGAAUCUCAAGGGUAUCGAGUCACUUACGUCUCCACAUCUGCAUCGGCUUUCUGAGACCCAACAAUUCAUCUCUACCAUAUAUGAAAUAACAAUAAACAACCGUUUUUAUUUCUUUCCAGUUUAUUUUAUCACCAUCAUAAUUACCAGUGCCAGCAAAAACAGGCAAUAACUGUUGCUCCCAGUAACUCUAAGCAACCACAAGUAUCUCUAUAGAGCCAAAGUGCUCCAGCCAGGCGCUGCUAGUUUUAGGUCGUAAACAACAAUGGCCGUAUGAACAUUUCAACCUAAAAAACGCGCAGCCUCUGAAUUGUGCACAUACAUGACGCUCAAUUCAAAAGGGCAUCGCCUCAUUUCAGGCAUCACAGUCGUUGGUUCAGAGCGCCAACGUAAAUGUAAGUAAAUAAAGUGAGGUGCACAGUGUCAAUGCAAGGUAGAGACACCGACUUUCUCAGGAGAUAGAACCCUCUUCCCCGGGCACAGUCCGUUUAAAUCCCACCACCUGGCUUCUGAAGUCACACCAGGCACAACCUCCCGUCCUGUUGGUGGACCUCAACCUCAUUUUACUUUACGUACAGUUCAUAGUGUUAAGAUAACAUUAGCAUGCUUACCGUUUUUGUCCUGCAGCAAUUAGAAGGUGCAGCAAAGCACCAGAAAAUCGCUCAUUCUGAUUGGCCCGUCUGCAUUCGUGCCGCAAACCCCUGUCCGAUCCUCGCUCUGAACCUGAAGUUACAAGGCGACGGUCGGGAGAGGCUGAGCAAACUCAAUUUAAGCUACUUCAAAGAAGUGGGCUGGAAGGGAUCUCGGAUUAAGAGAUUACAAUGUGCAGAGCCUUUGAGGAAGUGUGUGGGUAGAUGUGUAUAUAAUAUCCGUCUAUAUAUAUAUAUAUAUAUAUAUAUACAUAUGUUCAUAUAGACAGACUGUUGAGGUUGUCUUUUGGUCCCGGAGCUACUCAUUUGUCUUCAGCACUCGUUGCCACCUGAAUGUGAUGUGUCCUUUUAUUAACAAUUAACAGAUAAUACAAAAUAAAACCAUUUAAACUAUACUGCUGUUUUCUUUAUGCCCUCUAUAGAUGCAACACUUUUAGAUUAAUCCUUUGUCAAUGUUGGCUUUGAGUCAGAUGGUGAAUAUGUUUGUUUAAAGUUGGUGAUUUACAGCACUUGUGAUUUGUGUGUUGGUGAACAAUCAGCUCAUUCUUUUUAGGGAAGGAACUCAUUCACUCAAACUUGACAGACCCAAGUUUAGCUGCGAACAACAAAUUCCAGUUGCAGAUAAGAAGUAGUUGCCGUGUUAUCUUUUUCCCAGCCUGAGACCCUUUAAACAAGGCCAAACCCACGUCCAUGUGAACAUAGCACUUACGUUUUUAAAAAUGACUUAAUUUAUGAAGAUAU
This is a messenger RNA of Pungitius pungitius (ninespine stickleback), 4314 nucleotides long. RefSeq names its product growth differentiation factor 5 (gene gdf5). The record is from RefSeq and is a predicted model, not a curated record. The transcript is spliced from 2 exons. Gene Ontology annotation, molecular function: growth factor activity; cytokine activity. Gene Ontology annotation, cellular component: extracellular region. The coding region runs from base 80 to 1822 and encodes 580 amino acids. NCBI's taxonomy places the organism in Eukaryota, Metazoa, Chordata, Actinopteri, Perciformes, Gasterosteidae.